Messenger RNA from Camelina sativa (false flax), 2256 nucleotides. The record is from RefSeq and is a predicted model, not a curated record. NCBI's taxonomy places the organism in Eukaryota, Viridiplantae, Streptophyta, Magnoliopsida, Brassicales, Brassicaceae.
GUGAUAAUUGUUUCUGAACCGAACAGCUAUGCGGUCAAUUAAUUUCGGUACCCUUAACAAAACCGAACCGGCGUUUAACCGGAACCAAAUUGGCAUUUUAGAAGAGCGUUUAAAGAGUGAUAGGACUCAGACUUGACCGGAGUGGACUCAAUCGGCGAAUCUGACUCGGACGCGGCGGAGUGAUGGAAGAGCUUCCGAUCGAAACAGUGAGUCAGCGCGAGUAGUUUCUGGUGGAGAACGAUGUGUUCGGGAUCUUUGGAUACUUCGACGCCAGCGAUAUUUCUACUCAGGAAUACAUGUUGAAUCAUACUGAUCACUUGGAUCUAGUCGGAUAAGAUGAAUCAGAUACACUUGUGGAUUAGAAAAUUCUCACUAGUUAUGAUCAGUAAAAUCGAACUCUCAGCUUAACAAGGCCAGAUCUCUCGAAUAAGUCGGAGAUUCUCACGCCGAUUACAACAAACCUCCUAAGGAACAGAGAAAGAAGGAUAGCAACAAUAUAUGCUAAUUUAUCAGGUCCAAUAAUAGAUUUGUUGUUGCUCUCAACGGGACUGUAACGUCAUUGUACUCAAGGGGACUGUAACGUCAUUGUAACGUCAUUGCUCUCAAGGAUUUGCUGAUAGUCUCCAGCACAAGUCUGACCAGGCUAAUUUAAUCUCAGUGAAGGAGGCUGCCAUAAGAAAAAAGAAGACGCUCUGUGUUAGCAAUCUCCCUCUCACAACUACUUUAUCAGAUAUCCUCCAUUUCUUCAAAGAUGCUGGAGAAGUUGUUCGUGUUCGAACUAUCCCGCAAGUUGGCUAAGAAGUUGUGCUUUGGCCGUGUUGACUUUGCAUCUGCCAACGAAGCAAAGAAGGCGCUGGAAAAGAAGAAUGGUGAAUAUUUGCACGACUAUCAGAUAUUUCUUAGAGAGGAUUAUAACGCUCCAUACCCUUUCCGACCCAAAUAUUGCAUGGAACACAAGGUCUGGAACCUUCGACAAGAAAGCCUUCCGAUAGAAGAAGAUGGCACACCUCCCGAUUUUGUUGAGGAAGUACUCUUUGUUGCCAAUCUCUCUCCCCAGACUAAAAUAUUGCAUAUCAAAGACUUCUUCAAAAAUGUUGGAGAAGUUGUUCGUGUUAGACUUAUUGUAAACCACGAGGGUAAGCAUGUGGGUUAUGGCUUUGUUGACUUCGCUUCUGCUAACGAAGCAAAGAAGGCGCCGGAAACGAAGAAUGGUGAAUAUUUGCACGAUCAUAAGAUCUUUCUUGAAGUGGCUAAGACAGCUCCAGACCCUCCACGACCCAAGUACAACCUUGCAGAGAAGCUUUGUUACGAAGACUAUCUUCGACGACAAAACCUUGUGAUAGAAGAGGACGUGGCAGUGGAAGGACUUGACGAAUCUCCCAAUUUUGUUGAGGCAGUUGCUGUAAGAAAAUAGACGCUCUUUGUUUCUGGUCUCUCUCGCGAAUCUGAUAUAUCACAUAUCAUCAAUUUCUUCAUAGAUGUUGGAGAAGUUGUUCAUGUUCGACUUAUUGUAGACGACACGGGCGAGCAUGUGGGUGAUGGCUUUGUUGAGUUUGCUUCUUCUCACGAAGCAGAGAAGGUGAGAGUAGUUUAUAGUAAUGAUUAAAAGUAUUUAAGUAGUCAUAUGAAAAAUAUACAAGUAAGUUAUUAUCACAGCAUCGAUUUCUUCAAAGAUGUUGGAGAAGUUGUUUGUUCUCGACUUAUUGUAGACCACAAUGGUGAGCAUGUGGGCUGUGGCUUUGUUGAAUUUGCUUCUGCUAACGAAGCAGAGAUGGCGCUGGAAAAGAAUGGUUUCAAAUUGCAGGAUAAUAAGUUUUUUCUUGACGUGGCUGAGAUUGCUCCAUACCCUCUCCGACCCAAGUACAACCUUGCAGAGAAGCUUUGGUCGAAGGUAGAAAGCCUUCUGAUAAAAAAAGAAAAAGAAGAAGGAGAAGAAGAAGAUGAUGAAGAUGAUUUGGAGACCAAACCGAAUCUGAAGAAACAUGAGGUACCUAUGAUGGGUGGAUACUGCAGUAAGAAGAUUAUUUUCUGUUUCAACGACUUAUAGAAGAAGAUGAAGCUCUUUGGUGUUUCUAACUGGUGUGAUACAAUGCAACUUUUUUUUUUUUUUUUACUACUUCGUUAAAUCAUAAUCUGCCUUCAUUAUUACCUAAUAAUAAAGAGCUGUUUGAACUAAUUUGGUUGACGAAACCAUUAUCUCCCGAGGGACAGAAAUUUGAUUUGCGAAACCAUUAGUCGCAAUUUUAUUUGGGUUGA